GAUUCGUCUUGUUGGCAAAAUGUUGUAACGCAGGAACAGAAAACACAAAGUGUGAAAACUGAAGGAUCGAGAGGACGAGAAGGAGGAGAAAUGAGGCGGACGUGACGUCACAAUGACAUGAUGAAGAGCCUGGUGGGGAUCAUGUGGAUAGUGUUGGUGCUCAUAUCAGGAUGCUCAGGGAAUCCAGAUGCGAAACGAUUGUACGACGACCUGCUCUCGAAUUACAACAAACUUGUGCGACCCGUCGUGAACGUGACAGAUGCUCUGACAGUAAAGAUCAAGCUCAAGUUGUCCCAGCUCAUCGACGUGAAUUUAAAGAAUCAGAUCAUGACAACGAAUUUGUGGGUCGAACAGUCAUGGUACGAUUACAAAUUAAAAUGGGAUCCCAAGGAAUACGGUGGAGUGGAAAUGUUACAUGUGCCCUCUGACCAUAUUUGGAGACCUGAUAUAGUUUUAUAUAACAAUGCCGAUGGUAAUUUCGAAGUGACACUAGCGACAAAGGCAACUUUAAAUUACACGGGUAGAGUCGAGUGGAAGCCACCGGCGAUUUACAAGUCUUCCUGUGAAAUUGACGUCGAAUACUUUCCAUUUGACGAACAAACAUGCGUCAUGAAAUUCGGUUCAUGGACGUAUGAUGGCUUUCAGGUCGACCUGAGGCACAACGAUGAAAUUCGAGGCAGUAAUGUUGUGGAUAUUGGUGUUGACUUAUCUGAAUUUUAUCCUUCGGUCGAAUGGGAUAUUUUAGAAGUUCCAGCCGUUAGGAAUGAAAAAUUUUAUACGUGUUGCGAUGAACCCUAUCUCGACAUCACGUUCAACAUUACCAUGAGGCGAAAAACACUUUUCUAUACUGUCAAUCUCAUUAUUCCUUGUAUGGGAAUAUCUUUUCUCACAGUGUUGGUCUUUUACCUUCCCAGUGAUAGUGGCGAAAAGGUGAGUCUCUCCAUUUCGAUUCUCCUAUCACUGACUGUGUUCUUCCUUCUGCUCGCCGAAAUCAUUCCACCUACUUCACUAGUGGUACCUCUUCUUGGAAAAUUUGUCCUCUUCACAAUGAUCCUCGAUACAUUCAGCAUCUGUGUGACUGUGGUGGUUCUCAAUGUGCAUUUCCGAUCGCCUCAAACACAUGUAAUGGCACCGUGGGUCCGACGCGUUUUUAUUCAUAUUCUACCCCGACUACUGGUAAUGCGCAGGCCGCAAUAUCAAAUAGAUAAACGAAGCUACACUGGUCAUCGUAAUCAUAGACUCAUGAUCAGGACGUGUAAUGGUCUCGAACUUCGAGAUCCAGCAAUUUUUGUCGAUCCUUCAGCACCAGAACUUGUAGAGUCAUCGGUUCUUUUUCCAAGCCUCGAUUCACGAGACGAACUGAAUCCUAGGGAAAUGGAAGGAGUUAAUUUGGGAAGUUCGUGUCGAAUUCACGGUACACCAACAAAUACUCCGGCUCCACCCCAACAACUGCCUACCGAGGAGAGUGUAGACGCUCUUUGUAAAUCUCUUCAUCAUUGGCAUCACUGCCCAGAACUUUAUAAAGCCAUCGAAGGCAUUCGUUUCAUUGCUGAUCAUACAAAAAGAGAAGAAGAUUCAACUAGAGUCAAGGAGGAUUGGAAAUACGUGGCAAUGGUGCUAGACAGAUUAUUCUUAUGGAUCUUCACUUUGGCCGUAAUUGUUGGUACAGCAGGAAUUAUUUUGCAAGCCCCUACAUUAUACGAUGAUCGCAUUCCCAUUGACGUAAAACUUUCCGAAAUAGCCUCAACCACUGCCAAACCACACAUUGUUCCAACUCUCUGAGAGGCACUCAGUGCUUUAUAGUCUCCUCAAAAACACAACUAUUAUUACAUAUAUUAUAAUAAUAUAUAGAAAAUAUUAUUAUAAUAUAACAUUGAUUAAAAAGAAAACACACGAUUCAAUCUAAUUGCUUAUCUUGUUUCACGCGUCACAGAAAUUUUCUGAACUGAAGAAAAAAAAAUGACAAUUAUAUUGGCCUAAGGAAUCUCUCCUUUCUGAAACAGGAUAAGCAAUUGGAAAAAAAACACACACACGGGGAAACUCUAGGAAAUAAGAAACUAUUUUGUAGCAAUUGGCAAAUUUUUAGCAAUUAGUUAAAAAAAAAUUGUUAACUUUUUCGAUUGCUACAAAAAAAAAAAAAAAGAACUUUGUCCCACAGUAUCAUACUAAGAAAAAAUAUUUAAUGCUAUUAAAGCUGUUACGUACCAUAAUUUUAUUAAGAGAGCUCAUUAUAAUUCGUGUUUCUAAAUCUGCAAACUGCAAUUUUUCCAAAAAAAAAAAAAAAAAAAACAUUUUCAAUCCCAAUUUAUUUUUUAUUCAUUUAGAUAACGAUUUUUAUAAAAAAAAAUAUUUCUGAUAAUUUUUUAAAAUAAUCUAUUUGUACAUUUUUUAAUUAGAGAAAAUUUUACUACUUUUUCAAUGUCACUUUCUUAAUUAGGAGAAAUAUUAAUAAACUUUUUUUUAAUUAAUAAUAAAACUUUUUAAAUUGGAAAAUUUUCUUUUUUUUUCAAUUAGGCAAUGAACUUUUCACGAUUUUUAAUAC
Messenger RNA from Leptopilina boulardi, 2542 nucleotides. RefSeq names its product acetylcholine receptor subunit alpha-like (gene nAChRa3). The transcript is spliced from 13 exons. Gene Ontology annotation, biological process: chemical synaptic transmission; monoatomic ion transmembrane transport; regulation of membrane potential. The record is from RefSeq and is a predicted model, not a curated record. NCBI's taxonomy places the organism in Eukaryota, Metazoa, Arthropoda, Insecta, Hymenoptera, Figitidae. Gene Ontology annotation, molecular function: transmembrane signaling receptor activity; acetylcholine-gated monoatomic cation-selective channel activity. The coding region runs from base 118 to 1782 and encodes 554 amino acids. Gene Ontology annotation, cellular component: postsynaptic membrane; neuron projection; synapse.